Messenger RNA from Aspergillus piperis CBS 112811, 1973 nucleotides. Its product is annotated as isocitrate lyase 1. The coding region runs from base 130 to 1746 and encodes 538 amino acids. Lineage: Eukaryota; Fungi; Ascomycota; Eurotiomycetes; Eurotiales; Aspergillaceae. The record is from RefSeq and is a predicted model, not a curated record. Gene Ontology annotation, molecular function: isocitrate lyase activity. The transcript has 5 exons. Gene Ontology annotation, biological process: carboxylic acid metabolic process.
CUCCUCUCUUCUCUUUCUUGUCGGUUGUAUGUGAACAUUGUUGGAUACAUUGUAUUAUAUUAUAUCCAUUUGCAUCAAUCUAGAUCUUUGCUUAUAUUACCCCCCUCGGCUAUACCACACAUCAUCAUCAUGGCUUCCUUUGAAGAAGAAGACCGGAAGUAUCUGGACGAUGUCCAGGCUGUCCAGAAGUGGUGGCAGGACUCCAGAUGGAGACACACCAAGCGGCCCUUUACUGCUGAGCAGAUUGUGGCCAAGCGUGGUACCCUGAAGAUUGAGUAUCCUUCCAAUGCUAUGAGCAAGAAGCUGUGGAAGAUCUUGGAGAGCAAUUUCGAGAACAAAGUACCCAGCUUCACCUAUGGCUGUCUCGAGCCCACAAUGCUCACCCAGAUGGCCAAAUACCUCGACACCGUCUACGUCUCUGGCUGGCAGAGCUCCUCCACCGCCUCGUCCACCGAUGAACCCUCUCCCGAUCUUGCCGACUACCCCAUGAACACCGUCCCCAACAAGGUCAACCAGCUGUUCUUGGCUCAGCUGUUCCAUGACCGGAAACAGCGCGAGGAACGCAUCACCACCCCCAAGGAGCAGCGUGGCAAGGUGGCGAAUGUGGACUACUUGCGCCCCAUCAUUGCGGAUGCUGAUACCGGACACGGUGGCUUGACGGCUGUGAUGAAGCUGACCAAGCUGUUCGUUGAGCGUGGUGCUGCUGGUAUUCACAUUGAAGACCAGGCUCCGGGUACCAAGAAGUGCGGGCACAUGGCCGGAAAGGUGCUUGUGCCUAUCAGCGAACACAUCAACCGUCUGGUGGCCAUCCGCGCGCAGGCGGAUAUCAUGGGCACCGACUUGCUUGCCAUUGCUCGAACUGACUCCGAAGCUGCCACUCUCAUCACCUCCACAAUCGAUUACCGUGACCACGCCUUCGUCGUGGGGUCGACGAACCCCAACCUCCAGCCCCUCAACGACCUCAUGGUAGCUGCGGAGCAGGCUGGUAAGAACGGAAACGAGUUGCAGGCCAUUGAAGACGAGUGGACUGCCCAGGCUGGCCUGAAGCUGUUCAGCGAAGCUGUCAUCGACACCAUCAAUAAGGGCUCCUCCGGUAACAAGAAGGCCCUCAUUGAUGAGUUCCUGACGAAGGCCAAGGGCAAGAGCAACCGCGAAGCCCGGGCUAUCGCCAAGGACAUCACUGGAGUCGACAUCUACUGGGACUGGGACGCCCCUCGCACCCGGGAGGGCUUCUACCGGUACCAGGGAGGUACCCAGUGUGCGGUGAACCGCGCCAUUGCGUAUGGACCUUUUGCGGAUCUCAUCUGGAUGGAGAGCAAGCUGCCCGAUUAUGCUCAGGCGAAGGAGUUCGCCGACGGCGUUCACGCCGUGUGGCCAGAGCAGAAGCUGGCGUACAACCUGUCGCCCUCGUUCAACUGGAAGAAGGCGAUGCCGCGCGAUGAGCAGGAGACGUACAUCAAGCGUCUGGGAGCCCUGGGAUACUGCUGGCAGUUCAUCACCCUGGCGGGUCUGCACACGACGGCGCUCAUCACGGAUCAGUUCGCCAAGGCGUACGCGAAGCAGGGAAUGCGGGCGUACGGCGAGUUGGUGCAGGAACCGGAGAUGGAGCAGGGAGUGGAUGUGGUGACUCACCAGAAAUGGAGUGGUGCCAACUACGUGGAUAACAUGUUGAAGAUGGUGACGGGCGGCAUCAGCAGUACGGCGGCUAUGGGCAAGGGUGUCACGGAGGAUCAGUUCAAGCACUGAUCAUGGAGGGGGUGAGUUGGUGGCUGACUGCAGAUCUGCAUAUUUGCUUUUUCUUUUCUAUACUGUUCAUUGUCACCAUUGUUCCCGUGAGCUAGCUUCUGAUUUAUCAUCGUAUAUACCACAAUGUGAUAGUUCGUUGACAUUAAGUUGAUGAGGGUGAUGAGCAAGGGGGAAAUAAGCUCCUAAGCUAUCCGCAAACAGAACCCCUUGCGAGGCAAGUGGGUCGC